This is a messenger RNA of Vanessa atalanta (red admiral), 1316 nucleotides long. RefSeq lists its product as uncharacterized. NCBI's taxonomy places the organism in Eukaryota, Metazoa, Arthropoda, Insecta, Lepidoptera, Nymphalidae. The record is from RefSeq and is a predicted model, not a curated record. The coding region runs from base 145 to 1248 and encodes 367 amino acids. The transcript has 2 exons.
UUGAACGAAAGUUUGAGCGAGUUUAAUUUUUAUUGCACCAUAUUUUUCCUUUGCAUCGUAUAGGGUCAAUAUUGCGCAAUAUUUUUUAGUCUGUGUUUCGUCGGGGCAAGGAGAAGAGAACACGCACACGCUCGCAUCCCAAAGAUGGCCGAACAAGACAAUACGAAAGUGAAGGAAAGGGAGUUUAUCGUGGAAUGCAUACAAUUGUAUAGAGAAUUGCCGUCUUUGUGGAAUGUCAAGAGCAAAGAAUAUCAUAACCGUGAUAAAAAAAAAGUUGAUUACGAAACAUUGUUGUCUAAAUAUAAAGAGAUGUUUCCAAAGGCAAGCAAAGAUGACGUGAAGAAGAAAUUCAACUCUUUGAGAACAAAUUACCGAAAGGAACUCAAGAAACACCUUCAGUCGAUGAAAUCUGGAUCUAGCGCAGACGACAUAUACCAACCUACUUUAUGGUAUUAUAAUGAAAUGGUUUUUUUACAAGAUCAGGAAACCGCAUCGGAUUCACAGUCUAGUAUGGAUGCUGAGUCUACUGUACGUAGUCCGGGAGGACACACUGUACAUUCUAGUUUAGAUAACAAUGAUACACAAGAAAAUAGUUCAACCAUUGAUGCUGAUGAAGUGGCAUCUACAUCCUAUGCAGUUCCGAUGAGAAAAGAUAAAAAAUUAAAGAGAAAACCUGAAGAUGACCUUAUGCAGUUGGCAGCUGAGCGUCUAAGACAGAAACCGGAUGAAUAUGAAAACUGGGCUUUGUCUUGUGCUGCAGAUUUAAAGAAAAUGGAACCAACACAACAAAUCUUUGCUAAGAGUGCUAUUGCUGCCAUUCUCAUGGAAGGACAGUUAGGUCUUUUACAUCGCAAUUCGGUUAAAAUAAAUACUCCAACAUUAACAAUAACUCAAUCUCUGUCAUAUACCAGAUCCACGCCAACUCCAACAAAUUACAGCAGCACGCCAUCGCCUCGCUAUUUUAUAAAUCAACAGCUAAAUUCUGCACCUUCACCUAAGGAGCUGCCACAUUACCAGCAGAUAAAUACUCCAACAAUAACUCCAUCUCCGACAUACAUCAUAUCCACGCCAACUCCACCAAAUUACAAUAACUAUUCUCCACAGCAAAAUUCUGAACUUCCAUCUGAGGAAUUGCCACAUUACCAACAGAACGUGUACUACUCCCAACAAGAUAAUCGGCAGAACAUGGACAAUUCUCAACAAGAAAAUGAUGAUAAAGACAUGUCUCAAUAUAUAAAGUUUAAUUAAUAAAUAAAAAGAUGAUCUUUACUUACCUUGAUUAAUUUAUUCAAAACCUUUAUUAUGGCAUCGCAGGU